This is a messenger RNA of Drosophila eugracilis, 3264 nucleotides long. RefSeq names its product nuclear export mediator factor NEMF homolog (gene Clbn). The coding region runs from base 181 to 3171 and encodes 996 amino acids. Gene Ontology annotation, cellular component: RQC complex. Lineage: Eukaryota; Metazoa; Arthropoda; Insecta; Diptera; Drosophilidae. Gene Ontology annotation, biological process: rescue of stalled cytosolic ribosome; ribosome-associated ubiquitin-dependent protein catabolic process. The record is from RefSeq and is a predicted model, not a curated record. Gene Ontology annotation, molecular function: ribosomal large subunit binding; tRNA binding. The transcript is spliced from 5 exons.
UUACACCGAUAUUUAAUUUCGCCAGGGAAUAAAAUUGUUUUUAUUCCAAUUCGUUUUAGGUUUCUUACCUAUCUAGCAUAGAUAGCGAACUUGUGAAUAUUUAAUGAUAAGUUAGAUCGUUAAAUAUAUUCAAUUUCUAUUGUUUUACGUGUUGACAUCGUCAACUUUCGAUUUGGAACCAUGAAGACACGUUUCAAUACUUUUGAUAUAAUCUGCGGAGUGGCCGAGCUGCAAAAGUUGGUCGGGUGGCGAGUGAAUCAGAUCUAUGACGUUGAUAACAAAACUUAUCUCUUCCGGAUGCAGGGGACCGGUGCGGUUGAGAAAGUAACUCUGCUGUUAGAAUCCGGUACUCGAUUCCAUACCACCCGGUUCGAAUGGCCAAAGAAUAUGGCCCCGUCUGGAUUCAGCAUGAAGCUAAGGAAGCACUUGAAGAACAAGCGUCUGGAGAAGGUCCAGCAAUUGGGUACCGAUCGUAUUGUGGACUUCCAGUUUGGUACCGGCGAUGCCGCCUACCAUGUUAUUUUGGAGCUCUACGAUCGCGGUAACGUGAUUCUAACCGACUACGAGUUGACCACGUUGUAUAUUCUGCGUCCGCAUACGGAGGGCGAGAAUCUGCGUUUCGCCAUGCGCGAAAAAUAUCCAGUGGAAAGAGCUAAACAGGCAACGGAGGCCUUGCAGCCGGAAGCUUUAGAGAAAUUGUUAGAAAAUGCCAAGAACGGAGACUAUUUGCGUCAGAUUCUAACUCCUAACUUGGACUGCGGUCCGGCCGUUAUAGAGCAUAUUCUCGUAUCACACGGCUUGGAUAAUCACGUAAUAAAAAAGGAAGGAGGGGAAGAAACUCCGGAGGCAGAUGAAAAACAAGAGAAAGGUGGCAAGAAACAACGAAAAAAGCAGCAGGGUGCUAAACUGAACCAAAAGCCAUUUGAUAUGGUUAAUGACCUGCCAAUUCUUAAAGAUGCUGUAAAGUGCGCUCAAGAUCUUAUAACCGAGGGAAACAGUGGAAAAACCAAAGGAUACAUAAUUCAGGUGAAAGAAGAGAAGCCAGUCGAGAAUGGAAAAGUAGAAUUUUUCUUCAGAAACAUUGAAUUCCAUCCCUACCUUUUUGCCCAAUUCAAAGACUUUGAGAAAGCAACUUUCGAAACCUUUAUGGAAGCUGUCGAUGAAUUUUACUCGACACAAGAAUCGCAGAAGAUUGACAUGAAAACGCUCCAUCAAGAGCGUGAGGCUUUGAAAAAGCUGUCCAACGUUAAAAAUGACCACGCCAAGCGUCUAGAGGAGUUGACAAAGGUUCAGGACGUAGACAGGAAGAAGGCAGAGCUUAUAACGUCCAAUCAAAGUCUAGUGGAUAAUGCCAUUCGUGCAGUUCAGUCGGCUAUUGCUAGUCAAUUAUCUUGGCCAGAUAUCCAUGAGCUGGUGAAGGAGGCACAGGCAAAUGGCGAUGCGGUUGCCAGUUGUAUAAAGCAGCUAAAGCUAGAAACAAAUCACAUAUCCCUUAUGCUGAGUGAUCCUUAUGAUAAUUAUGACGAAGAUGAAGAAAAUACUAAAACUCCGGAGGUGACCGUUGUGGAUGUCGACUUAGCGCUCUCUGCUUGGGCCAAUGCCCGCCGUUAUUACGACAUGAAACGUUCGGCUGCUCAAAAGGAAAAGAAAACGGUGGAUGCUUCUCAGAAAGCUCUUAAGUCUGCAGAGCGCAAAACCCAACAAACUCUCAAGGAAGUAAGAACCAUUUCAAACAUAGUAAAGGCUAGGAAAGUCUUUUGGUUUGAAAAGUUUUACUGGUUUAUAAGCUCUGAGAAUUAUUUGGUUAUUGGAGGAAGAGAUGCGCAACAGAACGAGCUUAUAGUUAAAAGAUACAUGCGUCCAAAGGACAUUUACGUGCAUGCUGAGAUUCAAGGUGCUUCGAGUGUUAUUAUUCAAAAUCCCACAGGCGAAGAAAUACCUCCAAAAACGUUGCUGGAGGCGGGAUCUAUGGCUAUAUCAUACAGUGUGGCUUGGGAUGCUAAGGUAGUAACAAACUCGUAUUGGGUGACAAGCGAUCAAGUCAGUAAAACCGCACCCACGGGAGAGUACUUGGCAACUGGUAGUUUUAUGAUCAGAGGAAAGAAGAACUUCCUACCGUCCUGCCACCUUACCAUGGGCCUGAGUUUACUUUUCAAGUUGGAGGACAGUUUUAUAGAACGUCAUUUGGGCGAGCGUAAGGUUAGAAGCUUGGAUGAUGAUGCUAUAGAUCAAAAUGUUAAAGAACCCGAAGUUGAGCAUGACCUUUUGUCCGAUAGUGAAGAUACUGAAUCCACUCCCAAUGCAAAUGUAUCAGAACAGAGUUCCAAUACCGAAAUUAAUUCUUUUCCCAAUACGGAAGUAAAAAUUGAACACGAUACGGGUCGCAUAACAGUUCGAUCCGACUCCUUAAACCCAGAGAACGAGCCAACUGAUGACAAUGAAGAGGUUAUCGAAAAAACUUCUAGCAAGCCCGCAGAUGAGGAAACGACCAUUAUUCUGGCUGCUCCGAGUCGCAAAAAGCAAGUUAGUGCUAAAAAGACUAAAGAAGACAAAGCUCGAGCAAGGCAGGAAGCCGCCAAACAGGAUAUUGCUCCUGUAAAUACGGAGCCCAAGAAUCCAUCCCAGGUUAAGAGGGGUCAGAAGGGAAAAUUGAAGAAAAUUAAACAAAAAUACAAGGACCAAGAUGACGAGGAGCGGGAAAUUCGAAUGAUGAUUCUCAAGUCUUCUGGCAAGGAGAAACCACAGCCAAGUACUGAGAAAGAAGUGGAGAAGACUGAGACCACUAAAAAAUAUGUGAAACCAGAAAAAAGUGCAGAUCCUAAAAACCCAGUGGACUUGGAUGAUGCCGAUGAAGUGCCUGUCGGUGGGGAUGUGGACAUUCUCAACAGUUUAACUGGACAGCCGCACGAAGGAGAUGAGCUGCUCUUCGCGAUUCCAGUGGUGGCUCCAUAUCAGGCUUUACAGAAUUACAAAUUCAAAGUGAAGCUCACACCAGGAACUGGUAAAAGAGGAAAGGCUGCCAAAUUAGCUCUCAAUAUCUUUGCAAAGGAAAAAGGCUGCAAUACUCGCGAGAAGGAUUUACUGAAAAGUAUAAAGGAGGAAUCGCUGGCUAGAAAUAUUCCAGGAAAGGUUAAGCUGUCGGCCCCGCAACUUCAAAAGUUUCACAAAUAAAUAAAUAAAUCAAAAUGUAUACAAAAUUUUGAGCCAUAAUUAUAAGAAGUGUUUAAAAUGCUUUUAAAAGAAAUGCAAGUUUAUUAAAUAAAA